This is a messenger RNA of Fukomys damarensis (Damara mole-rat), 3328 nucleotides long. It is a transcript of the gene Hectd3, whose product is annotated as HECT domain E3 ubiquitin protein ligase 3. Gene Ontology annotation, molecular function: ubiquitin-protein transferase activity. The transcript is spliced from 22 exons. NCBI's taxonomy places the organism in Eukaryota, Metazoa, Chordata, Mammalia, Rodentia, Bathyergidae. The coding region runs from base 1 to 2469 and encodes 822 amino acids. The record is from RefSeq and is a predicted model, not a curated record.
AUGGGGAGAGGAUCUGGUUGGCUGCGAGGGGCAGGGUGGAGAGAGCGCGGAGGUGCGCCCUGGCCUACUGAGAACCCGCAAAAGCCCGUCGGGUGCAGGAAAGUCCCCAGCAGUUCCCCGCUCUGCCUGGCAUUGCGUUCCGGGCCCUUUGCCGCCGCCCGUGACAGCAUUGAGCUGCGGCGCGGCGCCUCCGUGCGCACCACGGGCGAGGAGCUGUGCAACGGCUACGGGCUCUGGGUGAAACUGACCAAGGAGCAGCUGGCAGAACACCUGGGUGACUGCGGACUGGACGAAGGUUGGCUGCUGGUGUGCCGGCCGGCGGAGGGGGGGGCCCGCCUGGUGCCCAUCGACACUCCGGACCACCUGCAGCGACAGCAGCAGCUCUUUGGUGUGGACUACCGGCCUGUGCUCAGAUGGGAACAGGUGGUGGACCUGACAUAUUCGCAUCGCCUGGGGUCUAGGCCUCAGCCAGCCGAAGCAUACACAGAUGCUGUACAAAGGCUACUCUAUGUGCCCCCAACGUGGACCUACGAAUGUGAUGAGGACCUGAUUCACUUCUUGUAUGACCACCUGGGCAAGGAGGAUGAGAACCUGGGUAGCGUGAAGCAGUACGUGGAGAGCAUAGACGUUUCCUCCUACACGGAGGAGUUCAAUGUGUCUUGCCUGACAGACAGCAAUGCAGAUACCUACUGGGAGAGCGAUGGGUCCCAGUGCCAGCACUGGGUACGACUUACUAUGAAAAAGGGCACCAUUGUCAAGAAGCUGCUACUCACAGUGGAUACCACAGAUGACAACUUUAUGCCUAAGCGGGUGGUGGUCUAUGGGGGCGAAGGGGACAACCUGAAGAAGCUGAGUGACGUGAGCAUUGACGAGACCCUGAUCGGGGAUGUCUGUGUCUUGGAGGACAUGACGGUCCACCUCCCAAUCAUCGAGAUCCGCAUCGUGGAGUGCCGAGAUGAUGGGAUUGAUGUUCGUCUUCGAGGGGUCAAGAUCAAGUCAUCUAGACAGCGGGAACUUGGGUUGAAUGCAGACCUUUUCCAGCCGGCCAGUCUGGUGCGGUAUCCACGCCUGGAAGGCACUGACCCAGAAGUACUGUACCGCAGAGCUGUCCUCCUGCAGAGAUUCAUCAAGAUUCUAGACAGUGUCCUGCAUCACCUGGUACCUGCAUGGGACCACACACUGGGCACCUUCAGUGAGAUUAAGCAAGUGAAGCAGUUCCUACUGCUAUCACGCCAGCGGCCCAGCCUGGUGGCCCAGUGCCUGCGAGACUCAGAGAGCAGCAAGCCCAGCUUCAUGCCACGCCUGUACAUCAACCGACGCCUUGCCAUGGAACACCGUGCCUGCCCCUCUCGGGACCCUGCCUGCAAGAAUGCAGUCUUCACCCAGGUUUAUGAAGGCCUCAAGCCCUCUGACAAGUAUGAAAAGCCCCUGGAUUACAGGUGGCCCAUGCGCUAUGACCAGUGGUGGGAGUGUAAAUUCAUUGCAGAAGGCAUCAUUGACCAAGGGGGUGGUUUCCGGGAUAGCCUGGCAGAUAUGUCAGAAGAGCUAUGCCCCGGCUCAGCGGACACACCUGUGCCUCUGCCCUUCUUUGUACGCACAGCCAACCAGGGCAAUGGCACUGGUGAGGCCCGCGACAUGUAUGUGCCCAACCCCUCCUGCCGAGACUUUGCCAAGUAUGAGUGGAUCGGACAGCUGAUGGGGGCUGCCCUGCGGGGUAAAGAGUUCCUGGUCCUAGCUCUGCCUGGUUUUGUGUGGAAGCAGCUCUCCGGUGAGGAGGUGAGCUGGAGCAAGGACUUCCCAGCUGUGGACUCUGUGCUGGUGAAGCUCCUGGAAGUGAUGGAAGGCAUGGACAAGGAGACAUUUGAGUUCAAGUUCGGGAAGGAGCUGACGUUCACCACUGUGCUCAGUGAUCAGCAGGUGGUGGAGCUGAUUCCUGGGGGCACAGGCAUCACAGUGGGAUAUGAAGACCGUUCUCGUUUCAUCCAGCUAGUACAGAAGGCUCGGCUAGAAGAGAGCAAGGAGCAGGUGGCAGCCAUGCAGGCAGGUCUGCUGAAGGUAGUACCACAGGCUGUGCUAGAUUUGCUGACCUGGCAAGAGUUGGAGAAGAAGGUGUGUGGGGACCCAGAGGUCACUGUGGAUGCUCUGCGCAAACUCACCCGGUUUGAGGACUUCGAGCCUUCUGACACACGGGUGCAGUAUUUCUGGGAGGCCCUGAACAAUUUCACCAAUGAGGACCGCAGCCGCUUCCUGCGUUUUGUCACAGGCCGCAGCCGUCUACCAGCUCGGAUCUACAUCUACCCAGACAAGCUGGGCUACGAGACCACAGAUGCACUGCCUGAGUCUUCCACCUGCUCCAGCACCCUCUUCCUACCCCACUAUGUCAGCGCCAAGGUAUGCGAAGAGAAACUCCGCUAUGCCGCUUACAACUGUGUGGCCAUCGACACUGACAUGAGCCCCUGGGAAGAGUGAGGCAGUCCCUGUACAGGCCCCGCCGCCCUUGUCCAGGCGAAUACACCACACUUUCCCUGCCCGGUUCGGGUUUGUGCUCCUCACCAGAGCUGACACGUCUGGGAAAUUUGCAGUGUGCCCUGCUCCUGUUUGUGGCUGGGGUACGUACGGGUGGUGGUUCAGAUCCAUGGACCCACAAGCCCUACUCAUGCUGGGCCUUGCUUCCUGGGGUAUUUAGUCUCUGCCAGAGGGAAUCUUCCACAAGCCCAGCACAAGCUGCCAGGCCUGAGCCGCUUGAAGGGAAUUUACUUCCUUUCUCAAUUCCACCUAUAUUCUUUUUCUUUUCCGGCUUCCACCAUGGCUUGAAAUUUUUAAACUUUGGAAGAUAGUGUACUCCCCUUUCCCAAAUAAGCAGCAAAUAGGGAGUAAUGCUCAUCUGCCUUGGUCACAUAGCCCAAGAAUGAAGCCACAGCAGAAUAUCUGUUCCCUCAGAUACUCGUCUCUUCUUCCUCUCCCUCCAUACUGGAGGUGUGAGCUUUUUCCUUCCUCCAACCUAGUCUCAACUUAGAAGGUACCACCACCUUUCCUGCCUCAGAACCUACAUCCAUUCAACGUUACAUCAUCACAGCCACCCCAUAUCCGUCACUUCUGCAUCACCUCCAGACUGAUUCCCCAUCUGCUAUUUCAUCCUUAAGAUUUGCACAGAUUAAGGACAAUUAUGUCCUCUCCAAAAUCUUCACUGGCUUCCCUUUCCCUACUCUAAAACCUAGACUUUAAAUUUGCUUCUAGGGCUAUGCACACCCCUGUGUGAGCCCUCCUACCCUUGAGGGCCUCUGUAAUACUCUUCAAAAGAUUCGUACGUGGGAAAUUGAAUAAAUGG